Molecule: messenger RNA, 886 nt
Organism: Rotaria sordida
Lineage: Eukaryota; Metazoa; Rotifera; Eurotatoria; Philodinida; Philodinidae
Source: the annotation of a GenBank genome assembly
AUGGCGGGAACACAAAUGAUCACAGUUACACUUCAACGUGAUAGUUUACAAACUCCAUGGGGUUUUCGAUUACAAGGAGGUGCAGAUUUUUGUAUACCCUUUACUAUUAAUAAAAUCACCGCUGGUAGUCCUGCUGAUGGUAUGCUUCAUCGUGGUGAUCAUAUCCUUGAAAUCGAUCAAAAACCCAUUAGUUCAAUAUCUCAUACGGAAGCACUUGAACUUGUACAACGUGCUGGUGGUCAAGUAACAUUUCUUAUAGAAAGAGGACCAAGCCCUCUUGGAUCAUUUAUGCAUAAUCAACGCCCAUUUUCAGCUAUGCCUUGGUCUUUAGCAAAUGCUACUUCAUAUCUGGACAAGAAUUUUCAUCAAGCUUGGCCUACAUUAGUCGGUCCUCAAAGUCCUGCGGCAUUUUUUCGAAGUCGAGGAUUGGAACGAAUACCUGAUCCUAAGCCACUACUUAGUCAAACAGGUAGUCCUCUCCUGCCUGGUCCUGUUCCUUCGGUAUCAACUAAAACUCGUGGUUAUACUAGACCACCUGUUUUUCAUACGGAACCAACUAACUUAACCAAUACAUCACCAUUUCCGGUUUCAUCUUCUCCUGUUCGUUUUACUUAUCCAAGUUCAACAAAUAAUAAUCGCAAUCAGACAGUAUCAACAACAACAUAUCGACCAGCUUGGAAAGGUUCGUUAAAUGAGGAAUCUCAUCUUUAUGUACCUUCUUAUCAAAAGAAGGUUCCAGUACAAACAAUAAUUCAAAAACAAAAUCCAAAUAAUCUAAUAUCUCAACGUACUUAUCAACAAUAUACAACAAUAACAAGACAACAACAACAGCAACAACAACAACAACAACAACAACAACAACAACGACAACAACAACAACAACAAC